AUGUCUAGCACCGAGCCUACCGAGCACAAGGUCGACGAGACCCAGCCUGUCGUCGGCGAGGUCCAGCCCGAGGUGACACCCGCGACUGAGGAGGCUGCUGCUGCUGCCCCUGUCGACGAGACCGCUCCCGCUGCUAUCGAGGAGGCUGCUGUCCCCGCCGCCGAGGAGGCUGCUGCCCCCGCCGCCGGAGAAGAUGCCGCUGCCGCCCCCGCUGCUGCUGAGGAGGACUCCAAGCCUGUGACGUCCUCUGCCGUCUUCUCCAUGUUCGGCGGUGGCGAGAAGAAGGAGAAGAAGGAUGACGAGGACCGCGGCGACAACUCUGGCAGCGCCAAGGCUCAGCGCGACGCUGCCCAGGAGGAGGAGGUCGCCCCCGAUUCCGAAGACGUCCACUUCGAGCCCGUCAUCAAGCUGACGGAGAAGGUCGAGACCCUGACCAACGAGGAGUCGGAGGAGCAGCUCUUCAAGAUGCGCGCCAAGCUCUUCAAGUUCGUCAAGGAGAGCAGCGAGUGGAAGGAGCGCGGCACCGGUGACGUUCGCCUGCUCAAGCACAGGGAGAAUGGAAAGACGCGGCUGGUGAUGCGUCGCGACAAGACCCUCAAGGUCUGCGCCAACCACUACGUCGUCCCCGAGAUGAAGCUCUCCCCCAACGUCGGCUCUGACCGCAGCUGGGUGUGGAACGCCGCGGCCGAUGUCAGCGAGGGUGAGCCCGAGGCCGUCACUCUGGCUAUCCGCUUUGCCAACUCUGACAACGCCAACCUCUUCAGGGAUGCCUUCGUCCAGGCCCAGAAGGACAAUGAGGAGAUCUUCAACAGGGCCGAGGGCGAGUCUGCUUAG
Molecule: messenger RNA, 834 nt
Organism: Geosmithia morbida
Lineage: Eukaryota; Fungi; Ascomycota; Sordariomycetes; Hypocreales; Bionectriaceae
Exons: 5
Coding region: 1-834 (277 amino acids)
Biological process (GO): nucleocytoplasmic transport
Cellular component (GO): cytoplasm; nuclear pore
Molecular function (GO): GTPase activator activity
Source: RefSeq, a predicted model, not a curated record